Dioscorea cayenensis subsp. rotundata (Guinea yam) is the source of this 725-nucleotide messenger RNA. Its product is annotated as protein TRI1-like. NCBI's taxonomy places the organism in Eukaryota, Viridiplantae, Streptophyta, Magnoliopsida, Dioscoreales, Dioscoreaceae. The transcript has 2 exons. The record is from RefSeq and is a predicted model, not a curated record. The coding region runs from base 71 to 496 and encodes 141 amino acids. Gene Ontology annotation, cellular component: nucleus.
UUGGAGUCGCGCGCUUCUCCAACCCUCGAAACCCCAAACCCAAUCCAAAACCCUCGUUCUCUCUGCUCCAAUGGCGGCCUCCAUAUCCUCCGCCUGCUGCUCCGCCUUCGCCCCCGCCGACUUCGCAGCCUCCCGCAAGCCCGUCCUCCCGCUCGCCGUCUCCCUUCCUCGGAGGAUCCUCGCCCCGCUCCCCAUCCGCGCCGUCAAGGCUGAAUCCAAGCCUUCUGCGACGCCGGCUCGGAAGCGAGAGCCUCGGGGCAUCACGAAGCCUUGCCCUAUCUCUCCUGAGCUUCAGGCGCUUCUGGGUGUUGAGGAGAUUCCGAGAACCCAAGCUCUUAAACUGAUCUGGGCUUACAUCAAGGAGAAGAACCUUCAGGAUCCAGAGAACAAAAGGGUUAUAAUUUGUGAUGAGAAGCUGAAGAAAAUAUUUGCUGGAAAAGAUCGUGUUGGAUUUCUUGAAAUCUCCGGGUUGCUCAAUCCCCACUUUGCAAAAUGAAAGAUGCUCAUUACUGCCUUUCUCUUUUGUGGGCUCUGUCUCUGCUUAAUACUUCAAUGUCUUUGGCCUCAUUGAUGUUCUUAGGUUGCACAUGAAUAUCUUGAUAUUUUGUCUUGUCCUUGCUUACACAAUCAGGAUGUCUUGCAGCCUUGUUAAUCUGUCCUGAGAUCAAAUAUCUUUAACAAUCUAAUGUUCAGCUAGUUUUUCCCUUUCAUGUUCUUUUGAUAAA